AUGGGUUGGAAAAACCAGACCACUGUCUCCGAGUUCUUCCUUUUGGGACUGUUUGAGGGGUCAGAGCACCAGCAACUACUCUUCUGGCUAUUUCUACUCAUGUAUCUGAUUACUGUGAUUGGAAACCUACUCAUCAUUGUGGCUGUUGGCUCCAACACUCAUCUCCAUACGCCCAUGUACUUUUUCCUAGCCAACUUGUCUUUUGCUGACAUCAAUUUCAUCUCCACCAUAGUCCCCAAAGUGUUAAUGAAUAGCCAAACUCAAAAUAAUGCCAUCUCUUAUUCUGACUGCCUGGCACAGUUAUAUUUUUUUAUCAUGUUUGGGACAAUUGAUGAGUUUCUUCUGGCUACAAUGGCAUAUGACCGCUAUGUGGCCAUCUGUCACCCACUCCAUUACACCAUAGUGAUGACCCACAAACUUUGUUUACUAUUGAUUUCAAUUAUAUGGGUUGUCAAUGUUCUUCAUGCCCUUUUACACACACUAUUGAUGAAUGAACUCAUUUUCUGUGCUAAAAAUGAAAUUCCCCACUUCUUCUGUGACCUUAACCCACUACUAAAGCUGUCAUGUUCAGACAUUUUCAUUAAUGAACUAAUGAUCCUCACCAUUGGUGGUCUUGCCGGCCUAAUUCCAUUCCUCUGUGUGAUCAUCUCUUAUGUGUAUAUAGUCUUGGCCAUACUAAGGAUUCCAUCUGCUAAAGGGAAGCAGAAAGCCUUUUCCACCUGCAGCUCCCACCUUUCUGUAGUAUCUCUGUUCUUUGGGACUGUCUUUGGAGUCUAUUUUAGCCCUUCAUCCAACAGGUCAGCCCACAGGAACAUAAUUGCAUCUAUAAUGUACACAGUGGUGACUCCUAUGCUGAACCCUUUUAUCUACAGCCUGAGGAACAGGGAAAUGAAAGCAGCCCUAAGGAAACUCUUUUAA
Messenger RNA from Monodelphis domestica (gray short-tailed opossum), 918 nucleotides. Its product is annotated as olfactory receptor 1G1. The record is from RefSeq and is a predicted model, not a curated record. Gene Ontology annotation, molecular function: G protein-coupled receptor activity; olfactory receptor activity. Gene Ontology annotation, cellular component: membrane. Gene Ontology annotation, biological process: G protein-coupled receptor signaling pathway. Lineage: Eukaryota; Metazoa; Chordata; Mammalia; Didelphimorphia; Didelphidae.